Messenger RNA from Microthlaspi erraticum, 453 nucleotides. Lineage: Eukaryota; Viridiplantae; Streptophyta; Magnoliopsida; Brassicales; Brassicaceae. The record is from the annotation of a GenBank genome assembly.
AUGUCGGCAUCGUGGCUGGUUCCAAUGUUCGAUGCGGCUAACGUAGGGGAUCUUUGUCAUCACGAUGUUUGUUCGAAGCAUGUCAAGUCAUUACUUGUCGCGAGGAGAUUGCAGAUGGUGACUUCAGCUGGUGGUCAUUCUUAUCUAGAUGAACCAGAUUUGAGGUCAAAUCCUUUUCAAGAGGGAGGGGAUGAUGCGAUCAUGGAUGAGGAGGUUCAGAAAAAGCAGCUUUUGGCCGAGGAGGAAGAUGGAAUGGAGCAGCUUGUAGCCGCGGAGGGACUUGAAGCCGCGCAGCUUGUACCUGAGGAGAUCAAAGCCAUUCCAACUGUCCCAGUGACCCGUUCACAAACUAAGGCACUAAACCAAGUGAUUGGCAAAGUCCUUAGCUGUUUGAGUCAGCAAGAAACCAAACCUACUACCCUAGUUUGUUUGGAAGCCUUACAUGUGGAAUAA